This is a messenger RNA of Sebastes umbrosus (honeycomb rockfish), 1222 nucleotides long. Its product is annotated as histone H3-like. Gene Ontology annotation, molecular function: structural constituent of chromatin; protein heterodimerization activity; DNA binding. The record is from RefSeq and is a predicted model, not a curated record. Gene Ontology annotation, cellular component: nucleosome. Lineage: Eukaryota; Metazoa; Chordata; Actinopteri; Perciformes; Sebastidae.
AAUCAGCAGCGUAGCUUCGGGCGGUGGGUCGCUCCUCUGGGCGGUGCUGAGCUCCAGGAGGAGCCCCUCACCAAUCAGGAGCCGGAGGUCUGAAGCAGCGUCACCAUUUCACAGUUUAAGAGCAGCGUGUCUCUUCAUUGGAGCUACUACAUCUCCUGACCAGAGAAAGAAGAAGUCAUGGCAAGAACCAAGCAGACCGCUCGUAAGUCUACCGGAGGCAAAGCCCCCAGGAAGCAGCUGGCCACCAAGGCUGCCCGUAAGAGCGCCCCGGCCACCGGCGGCGUGAAGAAGCCUCACCGUUACAGGCCCGGUACCGUGGCUCUGAGAGAGAUCCGUCGCUACCAGAAAUCCACGGAGCUGCUGAUCCGCAAGCUGCCCUUCCAGCGCCUGGUGAGAGAAAUCGCUCAGGACUUCAAGACCGACCUGCGCUUCCAGAGCUCCGCUGUCAUGGCUCUGCAGGAGUCCAGUGAGGCUUACCUGGUCGGCCUGUUCGAGGACACCAACCUGUGCGCCAUCCACGCCAAGAGGGUCACCAUCAUGCCCAAAGACAUCCAGCUGGCCCGUCGCAUCCGCGGAGAGCGAGCUUAAACUGUCUGCUGCUCCACAAACCACAACGGCUCUUUUAAGAGCCACCUCACUCUUCACUGAAGGGCUCAUUCCUCUACUAAAAACACGUUUUAUCGGCAAUAACAACUUUUUUAAAAUAAGCUGGUCUUCUCUAUGUCCUAAUAAUCUAUGGGCUAACCCAAAUUUCCAAUCCUUUUAUAAUGUGUUUGUUGGCCUGGAAUAACACUGGCAAUAUCAUCGAAUUAAUUUCAGCUGUCAAUAUUUAUUCUAAAUAAAAAAAGAAGGCUAAGGAAAUUAUUAUAGACCUAUUGAAGUUGAAUACCACUGCUGUUGUAAAACUUGAGAGAAAUAUUUUUGCUUUCUUAUUUAUUAGAUUUGGGUUUUUAUACAAUUAAAUAGGCAAUAUACACAAUAAUCCAGAAUAAUUGAAAACACUUUUUUAAAAUGGCCUAAAGGGAGAAUCAUUUUCUUAAUUUGUUUCAUUUAAUUCAGUAAACAAUACAGUGAUACAGAUCCAAUAUUUCUCUGCAUGUUCCUGAUCCUGAACACUCGUAUAGGCCUACUGGCUCUGUCUGCACAGUUUACAUUUUAAUUUUAUUCCUAUGUUAUCUGAAGAGCCACCUCACUCUUCAAUAAAGAGCUUUAUUCUCUGCUG